GUGUCCUCUGUAAUCAGAAAAGCAAUUCUGUUUCAUUUAAGAGUCAGGUAAAAGUAGAAAAAAACCUUACUAUUUGACAACUUUUUUUAUUGUUUUCACCAUGUGACCUCAUUUUUAGAAAAACUACAUUAAGUUUUAUGUGGACACUUAUACUUCAUCUUCUUUAGCAUGCAGAAUAAUUUAAGAAGAAAUUCUUGUUUGACAUGUGUAGAUGCAUAAAAAAGAAGGAAAGCAGACCAGGAAGAAACAAUCAGAAAUGAAAACAAACAAACUGCAGUGGAAAGUAUCUUGGAUGUCUGGCAGUAAUGGUUUCAUGCAUACCUGAAGACAAAAGCCUGUUAACCCUGUUUCAGCUGUGAGUGGGGAAGUCAGUGAGGGUUAUUGCUGACUGGAAGUCAGUAUCUGCUAAGAUACUUACAAAAUGAAGACAACACAGCAGAGAAGAGCAUUAUGAAGGGACGACAAGAAAUGUUGGCAAACAAUAAUCGACACCACCUGUAUGUUAUACAUCCUGUGACCCAGAAAAACAAAAAAGUACACAAAAAAGGUUCAACCACCUUCUUGGUUGGGAAGACACCUGAAGGAAUCCGCAGGAGACAGUUUGAGGAAAUGGUGUCCCACUUUAAUAUGGGAUCAGCAGAAGAACUUGCAGAACAUAUUGUAAAAGCUACAUCAGAAACAAGGCAGAUGAUGUUGAGGGAAUUCUAUAUUUCGAAGUAUCCAGAGAUGGAGUCUUUCUUCCAAACUGAAAUAUUAGCACAGUCUUCACGUGACUGUGAAGAAAGAGAAUUGGGUACAACACACUCCAAAAAAAAAUCCAUUGUUAAUUUUGGAAGAUCUAAACCUACACCUUCAUCAGCUAAAGGACUACCUCGGAGCAGAACUACAGAAACACAGAGCCAGCAGAGCCAUAAAGUAAAAGUAGAGCAGCUUCACAAUGACUUGUACUUGCAAGAUGUGUGUGUUGAUGCAAAAUAUAAACAAUCGCCCACUGUUGCUACUCAACAUAUCGAAAGGAGAAACAGUCAAGCAUUCAAGGAUUUUAUGGCAUCUGGCUCAUUAAGCAAUAAAUCAGAAAUAAUUGAGGUGCUGCCUAUAAAAAGUUGUGAAGGACAGCAGGACUCAGAAGGAACACAGCUGCCAAGAAAAAGAUGCCUGUCUCAGUCAGCAAAUGGGGAUAGAAAAGCUCAUACUUGUAAGAAAAAGUCUUUUGUGGACUUACUUGGAGAUACUUCUAUUCUCAAUGACCUCUUCAGAAAUGAUGGAAGUGGGCCUAGAGACUCACUAAGGAGAUUCCCUUCAGGGCAAGUAGAAAAAUCAAAGGAGAGACCAAAAGAUUUCUGGGACAUGCUGAAUGAUCAGAAUGAGGAGAACCUCAGAAAGCUCACAGACAUAGCAGUUGUAGAGAAGCUAUGUGAAAAAGCAGCUCCUCCCCCAGUGACAGAAGAGAGAGAAGUGCAUGAAAGUUCUCUUUGGAAAAAAAAUGAAAAUUUUCUAUGGAAAAAAUACAGUCCAGAUGAUUCAGAUGAGCCAUCUACUGCUACAUUUUGUAGUGCAGUAAAAUGAGAGUUUUCUAUGUGACUUGCACUAUAAUUAUUUUAUUUGAACAUUAAAAUAUCCACAGCUUCAGCAGUAUUCAGCAAAAUAUAACUUCAUGAGAUUAAAGGCAAAGUGAUGAAGUCAUGAUAUGGAUAUGCAUUUUACAGAUAUGUAUAUAUAUGUUAUUACCUAUGUAUUGUACAUAUAUGCAUAGUAGUACAUAAAUACUAUAUAUUGUAAGUUAUGAUAUAUUAAUUUUAAAUUAAACUUUUUUAAGUGUU
This is a messenger RNA of Neopsephotus bourkii (Bourke's parrot), 1820 nucleotides long. RefSeq names its product DNA excision repair protein ERCC-6-like 2. The record is from RefSeq and is a predicted model, not a curated record. The transcript has 4 exons. The coding region runs from base 451 to 1566 and encodes 371 amino acids. NCBI's taxonomy places the organism in Eukaryota, Metazoa, Chordata, Aves, Psittaciformes, Psittacidae.